Trichoderma aggressivum f. europaeum is the source of this 1491-nucleotide messenger RNA. RefSeq lists its product as uncharacterized. The transcript has 3 exons. The coding region runs from base 1 to 1491 and encodes 496 amino acids. The record is from RefSeq and is a predicted model, not a curated record. Gene Ontology annotation, biological process: protein deneddylation. Gene Ontology annotation, cellular component: COP9 signalosome. NCBI's taxonomy places the organism in Eukaryota, Fungi, Ascomycota, Sordariomycetes, Hypocreales, Hypocreaceae.
AUGUCCGACGACGAGGACUUCAUGCAAGAGUCCGAUGAGGAACAAUAUGACUUUGAGUACGAAGAAGACGACGAGGAGGAGGCGGGCGAUGUCGACAUCGAGAACAAGUACUACAACGCAAAGCAGCUGAAGCUCAGCGACCCCCAGGAUGCCAUCGCCGAGUUUCUGGGGAUCCCGCCUCUCGAGCCGGAGAAGGGCGAGUGGGGGUUCAAAGGCUUGAAGCAGGCCAUCAAGCUGGAGUUUAAGCUGGGGAAAUACGGCGAUGCAGCCGACCACUUCGCCGAGCUGCUCACCUACGUCAAGUCGGCCGUGACGAGGAAUUACUCGGAAAAAUCCAUCAACAACAUGCUCGACUACAUUGAAAAGGGGGCCGACGUGUCGGCGGCCGUCCAGAGCAUGGAGAAAUUCUACUCUCUGACCCUUCAGAGCUUCCAGAGCACGAACAACGAGCGGCUGUGGCUAAAGACAAACAUCAAGCUGGCCAAGCUCUUGCUGGACCGCAAGGAGUACUCUGCCGUCUCUAAGAAACUCAGGGAGCUACACCGGGCCUGUCAGCGAGACGACGGCACCGACGACCCCGGCAAGGGAACAUACUCGCUGGAGAUUUACGCGCUGGAGAUUCAGAUGCUGGCAGAGACUCGAAAUAACAAGCAGCUCAAGACGCUCUACAACCGGGCGCUCAAGGUCAAGUCUGCCGUACCGCAUCCCCGCAUCAUGGGCAUCAUCCGUGAGUGCGGCGGCAAGAUGCACAUGAGCGAGGAGAAUUGGAAGGAGGCCCAGAGCGACUUUUUCGAAUCGUUCCGCAACUACGACGAGGCCGGAUCGCUGCAACGGAUCCAAGUUCUCAAGUAUCUCCUUCUCACCACCAUGCUGAUGAAGUCCAACAUCAACCCGUUUGACUCGCAGGAGACGAAGCCCUAUAAGACGGAUCCUCGCAUCUCUGCCAUGACCGAGCUUGUGGACGCCUACCAGCGGGACGAUGUCCACGCAUAUGAAAAGGCGCUACGCAACAACCAAGACAUUCUCGCCGAUCCGUUCAUCGCCGAGAACAUUGACGAGGUCACCCGUAAUAUGAGGACAAAGGGCGUUCUCAAGCUGAUUGCCCCAUACACGCGGAUGAAGCUCUCAUGGAUCGCCAACCAGCUGAGAAUAUCAGAGCCCGAGGUGCAGGACAUUCUCAGCUUCCUCAUUAUCGAUGGCAAGAUUAAAGGAUCGGUCAAUCAGCAGGCAGGCACUUUAGAAAUAGCCUCGGAUGCCGACAUUGCCAGAACCAAAGCGCUCGAUGUGCUGACAACGUCGAUCCAUGAGUUAUUCGGAGCCGUCUUCAGAGAGGGUGAGGGCUAUAGAAACGAACACUCGGCCUUUGAGGAUGCUGCAGCCGGACUCGACGUCCAAAGCCUCACCAACCUUGUCAAGUCUGGGGCGCGACAGGGGCAACGUCAACUUCACAGGACUGGUAGGGGCAAAUCCUCAUUAACGACGCCUUUGUGA